This is a messenger RNA of Cooperia oncophora, 882 nucleotides long. The record is from the annotation of a GenBank genome assembly. NCBI's taxonomy places the organism in Eukaryota, Metazoa, Nematoda, Chromadorea, Rhabditida, Trichostrongylidae.
AUGUCGGAAGAAAAGAUUCUCAUUGGUGUGGCUUCGGCCUUUUCCAUACUGACCAUCGUCGCCUGCCUGAUCGUCGUUCCAUCUCUGUACAACACCAUUAAUGAGAUGCACGACCAGGUUCUCGAAGGAGUCACUAAAACGAAUUCGUCCAGUAACCAGACCAUGUCGGAAGAAAAGAUUCUCAUUGUGUCGGUCGCUCCUCCUUCCAAGCCCCGUGAGAAUCCCUUCAAUUCUAUCUUCCGUAUCAAGAGGCAGGGUGGUCUCCCCUCAUUUUGCCAGUGCACACCACCACGAGUCAACUGCCCACCUGGACCACCAGGACCACCUGGCCGACCAGGAGCACCAGGACAACCAGGAGCACCUGGACAACCAGGCAAUGACGCCACAGCAACCUAUGCUCCAAUCAGAUGUCCCGGUCGUAGCACUGCUUGUGUUCAAUGCCCAGCCGGUCCUCGAGGACCACCAGGACCAAGUGGAGCUCCUGGAAACAGAGGACCCAAUGGAAGACCUGGAAACCCAGGAGGACCCGGUAACGCUGGCCAGCCAGGUCCUGCUGGUCCUCGAGGAGACGCCGGAGCCCCAGGAAGACCUGGAUCCGCUGGACCGCCUGGACAGCCUGGAAGACCAGGUACUUCUGGUAGAGGCACGCCAGGAAGACCAGGACCAGCAGGUAGUGUCGGUGCUCCUGGAAAUGCAGGACGCCCUGGAACACCUGGAAAUCGUGGAAACGAUGGGCGUCCUGGUCCAGCCGGACAGCCUGGAGGGCGCGGGCAACCCGGAAGAGACGGGCGACCAGGAAACCAAGGAAACCCUGCUCGUCCAGGUAGUGAUGCAGCUUACUGCCCAUGCCCACCCAGCUACAAUCCUCGUGUUCGUGUCUAA